Trichoplax adhaerens is the source of this 1035-nucleotide messenger RNA. RefSeq lists its product as uncharacterized. Lineage: Eukaryota; Metazoa; Placozoa; Uniplacotomia; Trichoplacea; Trichoplacidae. Bases 1 to 1035 code for a protein of 344 amino acids. Gene Ontology annotation, molecular function: UDP phosphatase activity; GDP phosphatase activity; calcium ion binding. The transcript has a single exon. Gene Ontology annotation, biological process: proteoglycan biosynthetic process. The record is from RefSeq and is a predicted model, not a curated record.
AUGUUAAUCCUUGUUGGUGUUAUCCUACUGGUAUACUUAUUAUUUCCCAACGAAAAGUACCUACAAAAUGACGAUCAUAGAUUGCAACGUCGUAAUUCUGAUCGCAACACAAAUAGGAAAGUUGUAAAGGUUAAAUUUCAGUAUAAGAUAGCUAUAAUAUCAGAUUUAGACGAGAAAUCGAAAGAAAAUAAAGCCAACACUUGGCGAAGCUAUUUACGUUAUGGCAACUUAAAAAUAUUCAGCGAUAAUAGUAUUAAAAUUAAUUGGAAGAAAGAUUAUUCCAUUAUUAAAUCGCAUCUCGCUGAAAAUGGACGUGGCAUGGAAUUAUCGGAAUUAAUCUACUUUAACAAUCAUCUUUGCGCCUUAGAUGACCGAUCAGGUGUCAUUUUUAAAAUUAUUCGUGAAAAAGCAGUACCCUGGGUAAUAUUAGCUGAUGGUGAUGGUACUGUAGCGAAGGGCUUCAAAUCUGAAUGGGCAACUAUUAAAGAUGAUCAUUUAAUUGUAGGUGGUUUCGGUAAAGAAUGGACUAGUAAAACAGGCGAAGUGUUAAAUGUUAAUCCCCAGUAUAUUAAACGCAUUAACAAAGAUGGCGGUAUGAAGCAUAUUAAUUGGGUGAAAAGGUAUGAAAAAGUCAAAUCUUCCUUAGGGAUUACAUCACCCGGUUAUGUCAUCCAUGAAGCUGUUGUAUGGAGUAACAUCCAUCGAAAGUGGUUUUUUUUACCUCGACGUGCAAGCCAUAACAAAUAUGAUGAUGUGAAAGAUGAACGACGAGGCACCAAUACAUUAAUUAGCUGUACUGAAAACUUUGAAAGUUGUCGUGUCAAGCAUAUUGGUGUCUUAAAUCCAUUAUUAGGCUAUUCAGCUAUGCGAUUUAUACCUGGCACUAGUGAUAAUUGGAUCAUAGCUUUGAAAACUGUAGAAAAUAAAGGUAAAGUUGCUACCUUUGUCACGGUCUUCAGUAUUAACGGCACUGUCAUCUUACAUGAUCAAGACGUAGACAACAAAAAAUUCGAAGGGAUUGAAUUUAUUCCAUAA